CGCAAACUAAUACGUCUAUUGUGCUUCUACAGAUGUCUGCGGGUAGUGAUUGCGCACACGAGCGGGGGGAAUAAAACCACCCGCUGUUUCCCUGUCCGUGGGUUAGGAAGCCCCAUCUUUUUUUUCCCUCCCGAGGCGAAUUACCUAUGCAAUCAUGAGUUUCGGCAGUGGCAUCGGGGACAUCAUCGCGAUUACGCAGCUCGCCUGGACUGUUUGGAGCGGCUACCAGAAGGCGCCGAAGGAAUUCAAGGACAUCUGUGGCGAAAUCCACCGGUUUGCAACUACCCUCGAGGGAGCGCCGCCGUCCUGGCCCGAUGCGCAGACGCAGGACCGGUUCCAGAGGAUCGUUCUCGGCUGCAAGGAGCUCCUCGAGGAGCUGAACAAGAUCCUCGAGCAGAAUCAAUCGUUGGCGGACUCGAAGGGCAGCAAGCUUGACCGGCUGAUGUGGGGCGAGGACCUCGGCGCUCUGAGGAUGCGCAUCGUGACAAAUAUCAGCAGCCUCACGAACUUCUAUACUUCGCAGCAUCUGUAUUCCUUGCACCGCAUCGAACAGGAACUUGGGAAAUACAAGAUCGACUCCUCGAAGAUGACGGUGCCGCACACGAUCACCCCACCGCUGUCCCCGCGCGCCGACUCGGCACCAGCAGGCUCGCACUGGGAGCCCCCCGCCACACCCCCGCCCUACCCCGAGCGAGCGCAAACCCUCCAGGCCAGCCCGAGCACCAAACGGCCCUCCUUUUCCGGGCGGACCUCCAUCCCCUCCAACAAGAAACCCACCCUCACCGCGAAGCUCUACAGCUUCACACACAGCCGGCAGGACCUUCUCGAAGCCAUCGACCAAGAAAACCUCGCGCUGGUACAGCAGCUCGUGCACGACUACGGACGGGACGUAAACCACGCCUCGAUCGACCGCAACGGCGAGACGCCGCUGACCCUCGCCGCGGCGCUGGGGCACACGGACAUCGUACGAUGGUUGGUCGAUAACGGCGCGGACUUUGAGCGGCGCAACCACUUCGGCUUCUCGCCGCUAGCGGCGGCCGCCCGCCUCGGGAAGCACCGCGUCGUCGGGCUGCUGCUCGAGCGCGGCGCCGACACCGAGGCGAAGGAUAAGGCGUUCCGCGCCACGGUGCUGCAGCUCGCUGUCGAGGCCGGCGCCGUGGCCGUCGAGUCCGUUCGCCUGCUCCUCGAAGCGGGCGCUGACGUACAUGCGACGAAUUACGCCGGCAGAGAGGUCGUCCACUACCUCCAGAACACGCUCUCCCCCGGCGUCCGACAGCAGCUCAUGUUCAUGCUUAAAGACUACGGCGUGUCGAUGCCGCGGAAGAGCAGUCGCGGCUCUGGUGCUACGCCGCCUCCGCCCUAUGAAGGCUACCGCGGAAGCGCACCGGUUUCGCCAUCGCAGGAUGUCGAUUCGUGGUAUACUUCGGUGCCGUAUUGGAAACGGUUUGGGAGGAAUAGUCGGCCGCAGAGCCUCGGGAAUAAAUAUGAGGGCCACCAUUGGGCGUCAAUGUCGCAUCCGGUGCCCGAUGGUUAUGGGCUGUCGAAUGCGGCGACAACGAGUUGGUAGAGCUACCGGGAGACUCGAUGGAAUGCAGGACGGUGGGCCGUGGGGAGGAGAAUAAGAGGGCGAUCCAACGCGGGUGCGGGAUGGUGAAUCGAAUGAUCGCUUGUGAUUUAACGGAUCGGUGCGGUAUGUAUCGGGAAUAGCACGGUACGAAGCUGGGGGGGCCAUUUAUUUACUAAAGUGCUGUGUUUCCGCGGAGCGAAGGAAGAGUUGGAGAGUAAAUACUGGGAACGUCAGGAGUUGGUACGGCUGUAAAUAUUGUCUAGUCGGAGGGGAGGGGGUUUUUAUUUAUUUAUCUGGCGUCGUGUUUUUCUUUUGGUCUUUGGUUCUGUAUCGAUGGAUAGGUUGGUUUCAUUUUCUGGAUGCGAAUUCUUUUCGUGCCUGUAUUGAAGUCGUGGACAGUCCUUUCGGGAAUGUGAAUUGAAUUCGAAUUCUCC
Tricharina praecox is the source of this 2001-nucleotide messenger RNA. RefSeq names its product ankyrin repeat-containing domain protein. Lineage: Eukaryota; Fungi; Ascomycota; Pezizomycetes; Pezizales; Pyronemataceae. Bases 155 to 1567 code for a protein of 470 amino acids. Gene Ontology annotation, molecular function: protein binding. The record is from RefSeq and is a predicted model, not a curated record. The transcript is spliced from 2 exons.